GCCGUAUCCAGGGGGUGGGCUUUUGGGCUUAAGCCCCCCCCGAAAUCUCAGGAAAAAUAUUUUUUUAGUAAUGCGUUAUGCGUAAUGGGUUCAUAUCACAGAACAAUAUCAUAUUAUCGUUCAUGUCAUAGUAAUAAUGUUGACGACCUUUUAGUAUAUUAUGGUUGUGGUGACGCGGUAGUCUUAUCACCACGUCUUACUCACUCCGCUCGCGUUACCGCGCUAUACGCGCCCCAUGAUAAUAUAUUGAUAACAAUAAUCUUAUUCGUGAUAUCACAAAUUGUUUUAUAAUAUAAUCUGUGGUGAUACGUGGUGAUACCAUCAUAAAAUAAUGCAAUACUCCAAUAUACCUACUAUCAUUAAUUAUCAACAUCAAUUUGUGGCUUUUUGCUUUUUAGUUUUUACUUUAUAUUAUAUUUAGUGAAGUGUGUCAGUUUUAUUAGUUUAUAAAAUGAAUGAAAACGAAAAUGAACCUAAGAGAAAAAAAACCAAAACAUUGUAUUCAUACUUUAGUUCAAAUGUAACUACUUCUGCAAAUAUUUGCAUCAAUGAACAGGUGAGUUAGGUACUUAAAUAUACAGUAAUACAGUAUAUUUAAUAUUAAAUUCAUACAUAUAUUUAUAAACUCAUGAAUUGUAUUAUGUAUCUACCUAUAAUAUAAAUUUUUAUGUUGAAUUUGUUUUUUAAUACCAACAGUCAGUACAUAAUAUGUUAAAAUCAUGUUAUGUAAGUUACCUAGUUAAAAACAUGUGAAAACCUAAAAUUAUUAUUAAAUAAUAAAUUAAUAAUAAUUCAGGUAUUGUAAAAAAGUUUGUUUAAUACUGUUAUUAUCAAAUAUAUUAUUUGUGCUUUGUAAUAAUAUAAAUGCACAGAUUAGGAAGUAGCUUAUUUAAAUUAUUUUUAAUGCUUUGCUAGCUUUAAAAUUUCUUUUCAAUUAAUUUUUAGUUUUUCACCUAAAUUAUUUAGUUGUUUUUAAAAUAGUUAACCAGCUACUUGCUUUUUGGCAUUUUGGUUUCCACAAAUAAAAAUUGCAUGAUGAAUAAUAUUUGCUAUUUUAAAUAUUUUUGGAUAUAACAAUUUAAAUCCAGUAAAAUAAUAAUUUUGGGGCAAACAACCUUAUCUAUUAGCAGUGUGUGGAACAUUUUUGAAAAUUGUAUGCAUUCCCAUUCACAAUAAAAUUAUCCAACAGAAUUGAUUUCAUUAGUAAAUUCUGAAAUAAGUUCUUUGAUCUUUCCAAACAUUAUAAUACCUAUUAAUUAUAAUAGAAUUAUUUAUAAUUAUUUAUUAUAAAAUUAUAAUAUAGGUUUAUAGCUUUUUUUUAUACAUAAACCUAACCUAUGGCCUUCUGCUAAUUAAUAUUGCAUGUUGCUUGCUUAUUUCAUUUUAACUUAUAUUUUUAGGAAUCAAACCCAGUGACCAAUAAUUAUAAAUAUGAUAUUGGCACUCAUAUUAAGAAAAAUAAACCAGAGCGACUGAAUGAUUUAGAGUUAGCUGAUGUUUUAAAAAACUUAUGGAAACCUGACAACACUUAUAAAUUUGAGGCAAAAACAUUUGGAAGUCAGUCAAGAAUGUUUAAUUUAUCAUGGUUGGAAAGGUGGUCUUGGUUAGCAUUUUCAAACAUUGAAAAAGGUGCAUUUUGUAAAUAUUGUGUGUUGUUCUAUAAAAGUGAAUAUGCUGGGAAAGGCAUGCAUUCUCCACCUACAUCUUUAGUCACUCAACCUUUUUGUAAUUGGAAACAUGCUAUUAGUAUCUUCAAUAAUCACCAGAACAAUGAGUAUCACAAGUUUUCUAAACUAAAAGCUGUUGAAUUUUCAAAAAUAAUUGAUCAAAAACAAAAUGAUGUAAUUGUUCAAAUGCAUAAAAGAAAUGAAAAGGAGAUUAAAAAUAAUAGAGAAGUUCUAAAAACAAUAAUUAAAACAAUUGAGUUAUGCGGAAGGCAAGGAUUAGCUCUUAGAGGUGGACAUGAUUUUGGUGAACUUAGUCUAAAUACUCCAAUAAAAAAUGAUGGUAACUUUAGAAGCUUAUUACGCUAUCGAAUUGAAAGUGGUGAUAACUUAUUAUUAAAUCACAUUCAGAACUGUAACAAGAAUGCUUCUUAUAUAAGUGCUAAUGUUCAGAAUGAUAUUGUUUCUGUUAUUUCUGAAUAUAUGCAGCAUUACAUUUGUGACAAAAUACGAAAGGAAAAAUACUUUACAAUAUUAGCUGAUGAGACAACAGAUAUAAGCCAUGUUGAACAGUUUUCAUUAUGUAUACGAUACUUAGAAAAAAGUUCAAAUUUUGAAAAAGAUAAUACAUAUAUAAUAAGAGAAGAUUUUCUACAAUUUGUUCCUGUCCAUAGUACUGUAGGAUCUGAAUUGGCCAACACUAUUAUAAGUACUUUGACAUCUUUAGGACUAAAUUUAAAAAAUGCUCGAGGGCAAGGGUAUGACGGUGCAGCAAACAUGAGGUCUGCAUUUAGAGGAGUUCAAGCAGUUAUAAUGAAACAAUUUCCAAAAGCACUAUACACGCACUGUUUUGCUCAUUGUUUAAACUUAUGUCUUAACGAUGCAUCAAAAGUGCAACAAGUGAGAAAUGCUCUGGGUGUUGUACAGGAAGUAAGUGCAUGUUUUCGUGCAUCAGCUAAACGGUCAACUGUACUACGGAAAAAAUUAGAAUCUAAAUCCUUUUCUGGGUUGAAAAAAUUUUGCGAGACUAGAUGGGUAGAACGACACGAGUCAAUUUUAAUUUUGGUUGAAGGUUUUAUUGAAAUAAUUAGUGCAUUGGAAGAACUUAUGUCAAUAGAACAUGAUAAAGCAGUUUUUCCAUUACAUAAAUCUAUGUGUAAUUUUAAUUUUAUUAUAACUAUCUGUAUUUUGGAAAAGGUCCUUGGAAUAACUUAUUUUAUUUCAAAAUAUCUUCAAACAGAAAAUAUUGAUUUAUCCAUUGCAAUAGAAUCUGUAGAAUUGACAAUUCAAAAAUUACAAGAUUUACGGACGGAAGAAACUUUUUUUUCUAUAUUUCAUCGUGCUUGUGAAAUCGCAAAAGAAGUUGGUACAUCACCAACCAUACCAAGAGUAGUCGGGACUCAAAAACAUCGAGAAAAUUAUGCCAUACUCAAUAAUGACCAUGUCUCUUACUACAGACAAUCAUUAUAUUAUCCAUAUUUAGAUGAUAUUUUAGCAUCAUUUAAUGAACGUUUUAAAAUGAACUCUAAUAUUUUUAUUUCUUUAUCUUCUUUAUUACCAAGCAAAAUUGGUAAUUUAUCAUUUAGUGAUAUACAGCCAGCUAUUGAUUUUUAUGAAGAAGAUUUAAGAUCUAAUAACCAAAACAUUCACAUGGACUUAUUAAAAAAUGAAUUUGAAUUUUGGAAGCAAAAAUGGUCUAAUGAAGAAAAUAAUUUACCAAAAAAUGCAUUAGACACAUUAUCAAAAUGCCCCGAAGAUUUAUUCCCACAUAUAAAUAUUUUAUUAAAACUUCUUGCUAUUUUGCCUGUAUCAACGGCAUCGGUUGAAAGAAGUUUUUCUUCUUUAAAAAGAAUCAAGACCUAUUUAAGAAACUCUACCGGUGAGGCAAGAUUAAACGGAUUAGCUCUUAUGAAUAUCCACAGAGACAUACAAAUUGACACAGAUGCUAUUUUAAAUAUGUUUGCGUCUAAAAAGGAAAGGCGUUUAGAUUUUAAAUUGUGACAAUUUAAUAAUGAAUGCAUAAUACAUUAAAAACUAUGUGUAUAUAUUA
Messenger RNA from Metopolophium dirhodum (rose-grain aphid), 3714 nucleotides. Its product is annotated as 52 kDa repressor of the inhibitor of the protein kinase-like. NCBI's taxonomy places the organism in Eukaryota, Metazoa, Arthropoda, Insecta, Hemiptera, Aphididae. The record is from RefSeq and is a predicted model, not a curated record. The coding region runs from base 1569 to 3665 and encodes 698 amino acids. The transcript has a single exon. Gene Ontology annotation, molecular function: protein dimerization activity.